Molecule: messenger RNA, 1808 nt
Organism: Rubroshorea leprosula
Lineage: Eukaryota; Viridiplantae; Streptophyta; Magnoliopsida; Malvales; Dipterocarpaceae
Source: the annotation of a GenBank genome assembly
GGGCUAAUAAUUGUCCUUAUCCUUUCAUUGUCAUUGGCACGAUGUUUUCAUUCAUUAUGUAGGCUGCAUUUCUCAACUUGGAACGGUUGACUAUCACCCACUCAAAAAACUUGGAGACGAUAUGGCAGAGCAAAGUACAUGCAGAUUCCUUUUCUAAACUAAAAUCUUUAACAGUUGAAAACUGUGAAAAGUUAUUGACUAUUUUUCCUUCUACUGAGGCUGCAUUUCUCAACUUGGAACGAUUGACUAUCACCCACUCAAAAAACUUGAAGAUGAUAUGGCAGAGCAAAGUACAUGCAAAUUCCUUUUUCAAAUUGAAAUCAUUAACUGUUGAAAACUGUGAAAAGUUAUUGACUGUUUUCCCUUCUACUGAGACAGCAUUUCUCAACUUGGAAGAGUUGACUAUCACCCACUUGAAAAACUUGGAGAUGAUAUGGCAGAGCAAAGUACAUGCAGAUUCCUUUUCCAAACUGAAAUCAUUAACAGUUGAAAACUGUGAAAAGUUAUUGACUGUUUUUCCUUCUACUGAGGCUGCAUUUCUCAACUUGGAAGAGUUGACUAUCGCCCACUUAAAAAACUUGGAGAUGAUAUAGCAGAGCAAAGUACAUGCAGAUUCCUUUUCCAAACUGAAGUCGUUAACAGUUGAAAAUUGUGAAAAGUUAUUGACUGUUUUUCCUUCUACUGAGGUUGCAUUUUUCAACUUGGAAUGGUUGACUAUCACCCACUCGAAAAACUUGGAGAUGAUAUGGCAGAGCAAAGUACAUGCAGAUUCCCUUUCCAAACUAAAAUCAUUAAGAGCUGCAUUUCACAACUUGGAAGGGUUGACUAUCACCUACUCGAAAAACUUGGAGAUGAUAUGGCAGAGCAAAGUACUUGAAGUUUCCUUUUCCAAAUUGAAAUUAGUAAUAGUUGAAAACUGUGAAAAGUUAUUGACUGUUUUUCCUUCUACUGAGGUAAUACGUUCCUGGUUUCACUUUUGUUUUGGUUUUAAUUUUAGGGGUUAAUAAUUGUCUGUAUCCUUUCAUUGUCAUUGGCACGAUGCUUUCAUUCAUUAUGUAGGUUGCAUUUCUCAACUUGGAAGGGUUGACUAUCACCCACUCAAAAAACUUGGAGAAGAUAUGGCAGAGCAAAGUACUUGCAGAUUCCUUUUCCAAACUGAAAUCAUUACUAGUUGAAAACUAUGAAAAAUUAUUGAUUGUUUUUGCUUCUACUGAGGUAAUACGUUCCUGGUUUCACUUUUGUUUUGGUUUUAAUUUUAGGGGCUAAUAAUUGUCCGUAUCCUUUCAUUGUCAUUGGCACGAUGCUUUCAUUCAUUAUGUAGGCUGCAUUUCUCUGCUUGGAACGGUUGACUAUCACCCACUCAAAAAAGUUGGAGAUGAUAUGGCAGAGCAAAGUACAUGCAGAUUCCUUUUCCAAACUAAGAUCUUUAAGAGUUGAAAAUUGUGAAAAGUUAUUGAGUAUUUUUCUUUCUACUGAGGUAAUAUGUUUCUCAUUUCAGUUUCGUUUUGGUUUUAAUUUUAAGGGUUAAUAAUUGUCCUUAUACUUUCAUUGUCAUUGGCAUGAUGCUUUCAUUCAUUAUGUAGGUUGCAUUUCUAAACUUGGAAUGGUUGACUAUCACCCACUCAAAAAACUUGAAGAUGAUAUGGCAGAGUAAAGUACAUGCAAAUUCGUUUUUCAAACUGAAAUCAUUAACCGUUGAAAACUGUGAAAAGUUAUUGACUGUUUUCCCUUCUACUGAGGUAACGUGUUCCUUAUUUCACUUUCGUUUUGGUUUUAAUUUUAGGGGCUAAUAAUUAUCCUUAUCCUUU